AUGUCUGCAUACGCUCUCCAGAUUCCAGCGGUUCUGCUCUCUUUCGAGCACUUCCUCGGCGGCCAAGCCCGAAUUGCCUCGCAGUUGACCCCAUCACUCUACAAGCGAGCAGUCAUCGACAAAGGGCCAGGUACAGCACAAGCACUGUAUCCGGUCAUUCCCGUCAAAGAUCCCGUGAGGCUAUCAAAUGUCGUUGGCGCGAUGAUGGUCACGACUGGGUUCUUGCUUGCUUGGCCGAAAACCCGAGGAUCGCUUCUUACGCUGAGCUUGAACACCUUUUUGACUGGAGCUGGCAUCUACAGUCAACGAAGAAUGAAGAUUCCGUAUUGGCUGCCGGGUACGAAUAUGGUUCUUGGAAUCCUGGUCUGGUUGAUUGAGAAUCGUUUGUCGUAA
Messenger RNA from Pseudocercospora fijiensis CIRAD86, 393 nucleotides. RefSeq lists its product as uncharacterized. Bases 1 to 393 code for a protein of 130 amino acids. The transcript has a single exon. The record is from RefSeq and is a predicted model, not a curated record. NCBI's taxonomy places the organism in Eukaryota, Fungi, Ascomycota, Dothideomycetes, Mycosphaerellales, Mycosphaerellaceae.